Molecule: messenger RNA, 2227 nt
Organism: Acomys russatus (golden spiny mouse)
Lineage: Eukaryota; Metazoa; Chordata; Mammalia; Rodentia; Muridae
Gene: Serpinb12
Product: serpin family B member 12
Exons: 9
Coding region: 85-1476 (463 amino acids)
Biological process (GO): negative regulation of endopeptidase activity
Molecular function (GO): serine-type endopeptidase inhibitor activity
Source: RefSeq, a predicted model, not a curated record
GUGGGCUCUGACUGAUCUAAUGCCUUAAUUGUGGAGCACACUCAGUACCAGAGUUUCCAGGAUGGAACAAUAGUGGCAGAAGUCAUGUUCCCACCUCGCCCUGGAGGAGGAGAAGUAGUUUUCAGACAAGGGUGUGGAUUGAAACUUCCCUGGCCAGGGCUCAGAAGCAAACCUGAAGGCAAGAAGACAUUAACCAGCUUUACAAUGGACUCUCUCAUUGCAGCAAAUAACAAAUUUUGCUUCGAUUUUUUCCAAGAGGUUAGCAAAGAUGAUAUUCAUAAAAAUAUCCUCGUCUGCCCUCUGAGUGUCUCAGCUGCCUUUGGUAUGGUUUGCCUGGGAGCUAGAGGUGACAGUGCACGGCAGAUCAAUGAGGUAUUACAUUUCAAUGAACUUUCCGAGGACAAAAGCAAAGAUCCCAAUGAUCCUUGCUCAAAAAGCACAAGAGAAGUGUCUGACAGUUCUCUGGUAGGGCAGAAAGAAAUGCCAGUGUCUCCGGAUCAGCAGGAUGAAUCUACCAAUGAGAAUGAAGUGCUCAGCUGCCACUUUGGGAAACUUCUCUCAAAGUUAGAUAGAGACAAAACUUAUUACACUCUAAGUAUGGCCAACAGACUCUAUGCAGAGCAGGGAUUCCCACUCUGCCAGGAAUACUCAGAUGAUGUGAUUCAAUACUACCACACGACCGCUGAAAGUGUGGACUUCCAGAAGGAUACUGAGAAAUCGAGACAAGAGAUUAACUUCUGGGUGGAGAGUCAGUGCCAAGGUAAAAUCAAGGAACUGUUCAGCAAGGGGGAUAUUGAUAAUUCAACUGUGCUGGUGCUGGUGAAUGCUGUUUACUUCAAAGCCAAGUGGGAGAAAAACUUUGACAGUGAAAACACAGUUGAUGCACCUUUCUCUCUAAGUGAGAAUGAAAAGAAGACUGUAAAGAUGAUGAACCAGAAAGGUCAGUUUAGGAUUGGCUUUAUUGAGGAGCUGCAAGCUCAGAUCCUGGAAAUGAAGUACACCAUGGGGAAGAUCAGCAUGCUGGUCCUGCUUCCAUCUCAUUCAGAAGACAAUGUGAAGAGCCUGCAAGAGCUUGAAAAGAAAAUAAGCCACGAAAAACUAAUGGCCUGGAGUACCUCGGAAAAUAUGCCAGAAGAAUCAGUAGCUAUUUCCUUCCCCCAGUUCAUCAUGGAAGACACCUAUUAUCUCAACUCCGUUCUACAAGACAUGGGCAUUAAGGAUAUCUAUGAUGAAAAGAAGGCAGACCUUACUGGAAUCUCUAAGAGUCCCAAUCUACAUUUGUCCAAAAUUGUCCACAAGAACUUUGUGGAGGUGGAUGAGAUGGGUACACAGGCAGCUGCAGCCAGUGGCGCUGUUGGUGCAGAGAAGGCCACUUCAUCUUGGGUGGAGUUUAAUGCCAAUCACCCUUUUCUCAUUUUCAUCCGACAUAACCCAACCCAACAAAUUCUUUUCUGUGGCAGAGUCUACUCUCCUUGAGCCUCCUCUGGCUCUUGGUUGCUUGAGGCAAAUGACAAUAUGGUUCCCCCCUUGGAAAACAGGCAUUUGUGUCUCUCCUGACUGCCUGAAGCUGAUCACCUGUGGCCACAGUUGCACAUGCUGCCCCUCAAGCCUCCUGUGAACUUUGUUCUGAUAACCUCUGUCACCAGAAGCCAGUUCUCACCAUCUGCUAAUGAAGUAAUCCUGCUUUCUCCCUAAUCUUUACUGCCCUAACUUUCAAGCAUAUAAAUUCACCUUCUCUGAUUUGGAGGUCAACAUAAUGCAGACUGGUAUUGUUUUUCAUUAAGUUGCUUCCCUCCUUAUGAAGAAAUACUGUAAGUUAAUCAUUAGGGCAUUCUGGAAGGUUGGAACUCAGAAAGUGAUAAAAUAGGCUUGGGAAACUUUGCUCCAUUUCUAGGGCACUUAUAAUCAUGAGUAACCCCCAGGAAAGAUUCUUGGCCCCCUUUUCAUAUGUGCUGUAAUGCAUGGAGAUGUCCUGUAGUAUCUUCUCACUCCAGAGAAGAUACCAGAUGAAGACUUAAGUGAUGGCUCAAGGAUGUGCACAUGUCCCAGCCAAUACUCAUUUUGCACAGGAGAACAAUACACUUCUAUCAUGUAUUUGACCCUGACCAAGAAGGUGGCACAUCUAUUUUAAAGAUUUGGUCUCUCUCAGUUUUCCAUGAACUCCCUCUGUCUCUUCGCUCUCCUUCAGAACACCUCUCUAUGGCUAACACUAGGCUGAUGAGGCUGC